This is a messenger RNA of Fukomys damarensis (Damara mole-rat), 1530 nucleotides long. RefSeq names its product cytochrome P450 2D6-like. The coding region runs from base 18 to 1511 and encodes 497 amino acids. The record is from RefSeq and is a predicted model, not a curated record. The transcript has 9 exons. NCBI's taxonomy places the organism in Eukaryota, Metazoa, Chordata, Mammalia, Rodentia, Bathyergidae. Gene Ontology annotation, molecular function: oxidoreductase activity, acting on paired donors, with incorporation or reduction of molecular oxygen, reduced flavin or flavoprotein as one donor, and incorporation of one atom of oxygen; heme binding; iron ion binding. Gene Ontology annotation, biological process: xenobiotic metabolic process; arachidonate metabolic process. Gene Ontology annotation, cellular component: intracellular membrane-bounded organelle; cytoplasm.
UGGUCCACGAGACAGCCAUGGGGCUGCUGAGUGGGGCUGCUGUGGCCGUGGCCGUGGCCGUCUUCGUGCUGCUGGUGGACCUGAUGCAUCGGCGACAGCGCUGGGCUGCUCACUACCCGCCAGGCCCCGUGCCAGUGCCCGGGCUGGGCAACCUGCUGCAGGUGGACUUCUACAACAUGUUGGUGUGCUGCCAAAAGCUGCGGGGCCGUUUUGGGGACGUGUUCAGCCUGCAGCUGGCCUGGAAGCCAGUGGUCGUACUCAACGGGCUGGCGGCUGUGCGAGAGGCGCUGGUAAAGCACAGCGAGGACACCGCUGACCGGCCUCCGAUGCCCAUCUAUGAGCACCUGGGCAUUGGGCAGCGUUUUCAAGGGCUGAUCCUGGCACACUACGGACCCGCCUGGCGUGAGCUGCGCCGCUUCUCCGUGUCCACUCUGCGCAACUUCGGGCUGGGUAAGAAGUCGCUGGAGCAGUGGGUGACCGAGGAGGCCGCCUGCCUCUGUGCCGCCUUUGCCAACCAGGACGGACGCCCCUUUAGCCCCAGUGCCCUCCUGAACAAAGCCAUGUGCAAUGUGAUUGCCUCUCUCAUCUAUGCCCGCCGCUUCGAGUAUGACGACCUGCGCUUGGUCAGGCUGCUGGAGCUGCUGGAAGACAUGUUGAAGGAAGAGUCUGGCAUCUUACCCAAGGUGCUGAACUCGGUCCCCAUCCUCCUGCGCAUCCCCGGCCUUCCAGGCAAGGUCUUUCCCGGACAGAAGGCCUUCAUGGAUCUGCUGGACGAGCUGCUGACUGAGCACAGGAUGACCUGGGACCCAGCCCAGCCACCCAAAGACCUGACUGACACCUUCCUGACCGAGAUGGAGAAGGCCAAGGGGGACCCCGAGAGCAUCUUCAAAAAUGAGAACCUGCGCCUGGUUGUGGCUGACCUGUUCACGGCAGGGAUGGUGACCACUUCGACCACGCUGGCCUGGGCCCUGCUGCUCAUGAUCCUGCACCCGGAUGUGCAGCGCCGUGUCCACCAGGAGAUCGAUGAAGUGAUAGGGCAGGGGCGGCUCCCAGAGAUGGGGGACCAGGCCCGCAUGCCCUUCACCAACGCCGUGAUUCACGAGGUGCAGCGCUUUGGGGACAUCACUCCAUUGGGUUUGCCCCACAUGACGAGCCGAGACACUGAAGUGCAGGGCUUCCGCAUCCCCAAGGGCACAACGAUCCUCGUCAACCUGUCAUCGGUGCUGAAGGAUGAGACCGUCUGGGAGAAGCCCUUCCAGUUCCACCCCGGACACUUCCUGGACGCCGAGGGCCGCUUCGUCAAGCACGAGGCCUUCCUGCCGUUCUCAGCAGGGCGCCGCGCAUGCCUCGGGGAGCCCCUGGCCCGCAUGGAGCUCUUCCUCGUCUUCACCUGCCUGCUGCAGCGCUUCAGCUUCUCGGUGCCCGAGGGGCAGCCCCGGCCCAGGGACUGUGCACCUUUUGCUGUCCUGGUGACCCCAUCUCCCUACCAGCUGUGUGCUCUGCACCGCUAAGGGGGACACCACAUCCCCA